AUGGCGAAGGAAGACGAUCUCAUACUUACAAUAGACAGCGAUGUUGAAGUUGAAAAUGAUGCUGCCGAAUCCUCAGACGAAGAAGAAAUUGUAACUCAGGGAAAGGACGAUGAAGCAGGUAACGAAGGUAAAAGAGACAUGAACCCCGAUUUCCAUUUCUCCAUGGGGGAUGGCUUCGAUGAAAUCCAAGAUUGGGAAGUCGAAGAACCAUCGAAUGACAUAGACUUGAACGCAAUUAUUAAGAAGAAAAGAAGGGACCAGAUUGAGUCUGAAUCUCAAGGUGAAUCUGAAGGUGAAGGCGAUGACGAUGAUGACGAAGAAGAAGAAGAUUGCAAAAGCCACACGAAAGAUGAGGAAGAGGGAGACGACAAAGACGAAGAAGACAACCAGGAGGACAUUGAUAACUUCUACGAAGCACAAGAAACCACCUCGUCUACAACUACAAAAUCAUUCCAAGACCUCCAGCUCUCGCGACCAAUCCUCAAAUGCUUACAAACAAUGGGAUUCACCCAGCCAACACCCGUACAAGCAUCGACUAUCCCCAUCGCCUUGCUAGGUAAGGACAUCGUGGCAGGGGCUCAAACAGGUAGUGGUAAAACCGCAGCAUACUUGAUCCCCAUAAUCGAGCGUCUACUUUUCAAAAACUCCACCUCGACAAAAGCCAUCAUCUUGGCACCCACGAGAGAAUUGGCCAUCCAGGUGUUUGACGUGGGUAGGAAAUUAGGCCAGUAUGUUCAAAAUCUCAAUUUCGGUAUGGCGGUCGGUGGGUUGAGUCUUAAACAACAGGAACAGCAGUUGAAAACACGGCCCGAUAUCGUCAUUGCCACACCAGGUAGAUUAAUCGACCAUAUCAGAAACAGUCCCAGCUUCAGUGUCGAAGAUGUACAAGUCUUGGUGAUUGAUGAAGCCGACAGGAUGCUCGAGGAAGGGUUCCAAGAAGAACUCACCGAAAUCCUUCAACUAAUCCCCAAAUACAAGCGUCAAACUUUGCUAUUUUCCGCCACUAUGAACACCAAGAUCCAAGACCUCGUGCAGUUGUCCUUAAACAAACCAGUCAAGGUGAUGAUUGACCCACCAAAGACGGUAGCGUCGAAAUUAAAGCAGCAAUUUGUCCGAAUCCGUAAACGUGAAGAGCUCAAGCCUGCCUUAUUAUACCUCCUUCUCAAGAAACUCGAAGGACGAGUAGUGGUUUUCGUGCGCACAAAAGUCGAAGCCCACAAGCUUCGUAUCAUCUUGGGGUUGUUGGGCCUAACAGUGGCCGAGCUCCAUGGUGCACUCACACAGGAGCAGCGUCUAGCCAACGUCAAGGCAUUCAAACAGCUGGUCAACGUGUUGAUAUGUACCGAUUUGGCCGCUAGAGGUUUAGAUAUCAAGAUUGAGUACGUGAUAAACUACGAUAUGCCCAAGACCUACGAGAUCUACUUGCAUCGUGUCGGUAGAACCGCGAGAGCCGGCCGUAAAGGUACAUCGAUUACAUUUGUCGGUGAAAGCAACCAAGAGCGAAGUAUAGUGAAACUGGCGAUCACCAAUGGCCAGUCCGUGGCGCGGAAAGUUGAUUGGAAUGAAGUUGAAGCGGUGAAUGACAAGAUCAAGAACAGCGAAGGAGCAAUUGACGAAGUGUUGCAAGAGGAGAAACAAGCUCGCGAGAUUAUGCACGCGGAGAUGCAAUUGAACAAGGCGGAAAACUUGAUGAAAUACGAAAAGGACAUCAAGGCUCGACCAAAGAGAACCUGGUUCAAGAGUGAAGUCAUGGAACAGUUGACGAAACAUGGUAAAAAGGUUAAUUCAAAGAAAAGAAAGGUUAAUGAAGAGAGAAAGGAGAACAAGGGGGAGAGAUCGUAUAAAAAGACUAAAGCUGAUCGAACUGCUAAAGCGUCCAACAAGAAAUCGCUGAAAAAGAAGAGAUAG
This is a messenger RNA of Lodderomyces beijingensis, 1908 nucleotides long. The record is from the annotation of a GenBank genome assembly. NCBI's taxonomy places the organism in Eukaryota, Fungi, Ascomycota, Pichiomycetes, Serinales, Debaryomycetaceae.